AUGGAUAAGGAGGAGCAUAUUGCAGUGGAUCCCACUUUCUACUCUAUGGUUCAUGGCGUGGAACCGGAUGACUUCCAAUCUGAGACUACCCUCUCUCGCCUCGACCAUCGCAAAGGGACGGUUGGAAAAUGGCCGAAGGUCAGUACAUUUCCAGUCGAGGCUUGCUUCAAUGAUAAUAACGUGCAGCAAAGAUAUCAAGCGAUAAAGGAAGAUGACUAUUGGGGUCCUUCCGACGAACAGCAGUUCGAGGCAUUUGAGAUUAGUCACAUAUUGUUCAUCGUGCUGGACUACCACCAACCGAAUCCUCUCUUCCGCGCUCCUAUUGGCGAUUCGCCCAAGCAUAUUCUGGACAUCGGAACUGGCAAAGGAAGCUGGGCCAUUGACGUUGCCGAUCACUUCCCGUCAGGUAAUCGAAUUCUUUAUACAACUCCUUACUCUAUCUUUUUUGGAUUGACACGAAAUAGCGACCGUCCGUGGUGUGGACAUAUUCCCCCUCCUGUGACCUGGAUGCCCCCGAAUUGUCUAUUCGAGGUGGACGAUGUGCUUCGUGAAUGGACAUGGAGAGAGCCGUUUGACUAUAUCCACAUGCGCAUGAUGUAUGGAGCAUUCGAUUCGGAAGGAUGGAGCCAGGUAUAUAAGCAGGCCUACAAUGCCCUUGAACCAGGCGGUUGGAUCGAGCAAGUGGAAAUGGACAUUCGAGUUUAUAGCGACGAUGGCACCUUGAAAAAGGAUAGCGUUCUAGCGGGGUGGGGUGAUCUAUUUCUUAGAUGCUCUGAGCGAGCCGGUCGGUCACUCAGAACCCAGGAAACGAUGCGCGGCCAAAUGGAGAAAGUCGGAUUCGUGGAUGCGCACGAAGAGCUGUACAAGAUCCCUCUAGGCCCCUGGGCUAAGGAUAAACAACUAAAGGAGGCCGGCCAGCUCCAAUAUGCUCACUGGAGUACUGCUCUAGAGGGCUGGGCAAUGUGGCUUCUCACUAAGUUUGGGGAACCGGAGCCGUGGACAAAGGAGGAGGUGCAGGUCUAUCUGGCUCGCGUGCGUGCGGAGCUAAAGGAUCCGCAUGUACAUCGCUAUGGAUAUGGUCGUCGUGUGUGGGCGAGGAAGCCUACUGAGGAGGAAUUGAGAAGACAGGAGAUCAAGCGCGAGCCAUCGCCAUAA
Messenger RNA from Penicillium mononematosum, 1155 nucleotides. RefSeq lists its product as uncharacterized. Bases 1 to 1155 code for a protein of 384 amino acids. The record is from RefSeq and is a predicted model, not a curated record. Gene Ontology annotation, molecular function: methyltransferase activity. The transcript has 9 exons. NCBI's taxonomy places the organism in Eukaryota, Fungi, Ascomycota, Eurotiomycetes, Eurotiales, Aspergillaceae.